Molecule: messenger RNA, 4886 nt
Organism: Musca domestica (house fly)
Lineage: Eukaryota; Metazoa; Arthropoda; Insecta; Diptera; Muscidae
Gene: Karybeta3
Product: importin-5
Exons: 6
Coding region: 269-3586 (1105 amino acids)
Biological process (GO): protein import into nucleus
Cellular component (GO): nucleus; cytoplasm
Molecular function (GO): nuclear import signal receptor activity; protein binding
Source: RefSeq, a predicted model, not a curated record
AUUUAAUUGGUUCUUUUAUUUCAUCGUGUUGCGCGAGAAGUUCGCGAGGCGGAUAACUUUUCUUUUUUGUUUGUGAAAAAAUAUAAUAAUAUAAAACAACACAAAGGAAAAGAUUAGAAUUUUCCAAAGGAAAAAAAAACACCGAGAGCAGCACGAUAAAUUCCCUCUUGCAAUUUUUUAUUUGGAUAAUUUGCAACACGACGACAAUAGUUUGUGGGAGGACGACGACAACGAACACAAGGAGACGACACAAAAAAAAAUAAUUCAAAUGACAAUGGCUGCAGAUCAAUUCAAUCAAAUUUUAAAUUCAUUGCUUUCCACCGACAAUGAAGUGAGACAGCAAGCUGAGGACGCCUACAAUAAUGUGCCACGUGAAGUCAAGGUUACACAUUUAUUGGCCACCAUUCAUAAUGGCCAUCAAUCCGAAGAGGCUCGUCAGAUGGCUGCAGUUCUAUUGCGUCGUCUUUUCUCAUCUGAGUUCUUAGAAUUUUAUAAAGAGCUGCCGCAAGAGGCGCAGGGGCAACUGUUACAACAAAUACUCUUAGCCGUCCAGCAAGAUGUAACACCGAAUUUGCGGCGUAAAAUAUGUGAAGUUGUUGCUGAAGCCGCCCGCAAUCUAAUCGAUGAAGAUGGUAACAAUCAAUGGCCCGACUUUUUGCAAUUCCUCUUCCAAUGUGCCAAUUCGCCAUCGGCUCAAUUGCAAGAGUCUGCCUUGCGCAUCUUUGCCAGUGUCCCGUCCAUAUUUGGCAACGAUGAGGCUCAGUACAUGGAUUUGAUUAAGCAAAUGUUGACCAAAAGCAUGGAACCCAGUGCUGAUGUUGAGGUCCGUUUCCAGGCUGUACGUGCCGUGGGUGCUUUCAUCUUGCGUCACGACAAGGAAAAGGAGGCAGUCAUCUAUAAGCAAUUUGCAGAUUUAUUGCCACGCAUGAUUAUGAUCACCGCCGAAAGUAUUGAGGCCCAGGAUGAUCAAUCCUUGUUGAAAUUGUUGAUUGACAUGACCGAGACCUGUCCCAAAUUUUUGCGUCCUCAAUUGGAGGUUAUUUUUGAGAUCUGCAUGAAGGUAUUCAGUUCCCAAGAUGUAGAGGACAGCUGGCGCCAUUUGGUCUUGGAAGUCAUGGUAUCGUUGUCCGAAAACGCCCCAGCCAUGGUGCGUAAACGUGCCGAAAAAUACAUUGUCGCCCUGAUCCCCUUGGUCUUGCAAAUGAUGACCGACAUGGAGGAUGAUGAAGACUGGGCCACCUCCGAUUCGGUAACAGAAGAUGACAACAGCGACAACAAUGUCAUUGCCGAAUCGUCCUUGGAUCGUCUGGCUUGUGGUUUGGGCGGCAAAUGUGUGUUACCCAAUGUCAUGAAUGCUUUGCCAGCUAUGUUGGGUCAUAGCGAUUGGAAGCAACGUUAUGCUGCCCUAAUGGCCAUCUCAGCCAUUGGCGAGGGUUGCCACAAACAAAUGGAAGCCAUGCUGGAACAGGUUAUGGCCGGUGUUUUGAACUUUUUGCGCGAUCCCCAUCCACGUGUGCGUUAUGCUGCCUGUAAUGCCAUUGGCCAAAUGUCCACCGAUUUUGCGCCCACAUUCGAAAAGAAGUUCCACGAACAAGUUGUUCCCGGUCUACUGUCUCUGUUAGAUGAUGUGCAGAAUCCACGCGUGCAGGCUCAUGCUGGUGCUGCCCUGGUCAACUUCUCGGAGGAUUGUCCCAAGAAUAUUUUGACCCGUUACUUGGAUGGCAUUAUGGGUAAAUUGGAAGCUGUCUUGAAUUCCAAAUUCAAGGAAUUGGUUGAAAAGGGCAACAAAUUGGUGUUGGAACAAAUUGUCACCACCAUUGCCUCCGUGGCCGAUACCUGUGAAAAGGAGUUUGUAACCUACUACGAUCGUUUGAUGCCAUGCCUGAAGUUCAUCAUCCAAAACGCCAAUUCCGAGGAGUUGCGUAUGUUGCGUGGCAAGACCAUUGAAUGUGUCAGUUUGAUUGGUUUGGCUGUGGGUCGCGAGAAAUUCAUCACCGAUGCCGGCGAAGUUAUGGACAUGCUGUUGAAGACCCACUCUGAGGGCGAUUUGGCCGAUGAUGAUCCCCAAACCUCAUAUUUGAUUACCGCCUGGGCCCGUAUGUGUAAGAUUCUGGGCAAACAAUUCGAACAAUACUUACCCCUGGUUAUGGGUCCCGUUAUGCGCACAGCUGCCAUGAAACCCGAGGUGGCUCUUUUGGACAACGAUGAGGUCGAAGAUAUUGAGGGCGAUGUCGAUUGGUCCUUCAUCAACUUGGGUGAACAGCAAAACUUUGCCAUUCGCACAGCUGGCAUGGAAGACAAGGCAUCGGCCUGUGAAAUGUUGGUCUGCUAUGCCCGUGAACUGAAGGAAGGCUUUGCCGACUACGCCGAAGAGGUGGUACGUCUAAUGGUGCCCAUGUUGAAGUUCUACUUCCAUGAUGGUGUACGUACAGCUGCAGCCGAAUCUUUGCCUUGUCUCUUGGACUGCGCCAAAAUCAAGGGUCCCCAAUACUUGGAAGGCAUGUGGCUAUAUAUUUGCCCAGAACUCUUGAAGGUUAUUGUCAGCGAGCCCGAAGCUGAUGUCCAGGCCGAACUUUUGAAUUCGUUGGCCAAGUGCAUUGAAACCCUGGGACCCAAUUGCUUGAAUGAUGACGCCAUGAAACAGGUUUUGGAAAUCAUUGCCAAGUACAUGGAAGAACAUUUCGAAAGGGCCGACAAACGUUUGCAGGCCCGCAACGAGGAGGACUACGAUGAUGGCGUUGAAGAGGAAUUGGCCGAACAGGAUGACACCGACACAUACAUUCUAUCGAAAAUUGUUGAUAUCCUCCAUGCCCUAUUCCUCACACACAAGGUACAGUUUUUGCCACAUUUCGAUCAGAUAGCUCAGAACUUUGUAAAACUCUUGGAUCCAUCACGUUCAUGGUCGGACAGACAAUGGGGUCUGUGUACAUUCGAUGAUGUUAUAGAAUUUUGUGGCCCUGCCUGCGCCGCCUAUCAACAGUUCUUUACACCUGCCCUGUUGCAAUAUGUCACCGACAAAUCACCCGAAGUCCGCCAGGCCGCCACAUACGGUUGUGGCGUUUUGGGCCAAUUCGGUGGUGAACAAUUCGCUGUAACCUGUGCACAAAUCAUUCCUCUCUUGGUCCAAGUCGUCAACGAUCCCAAGAGCCGUGAACCAGAAAAUAUCAAUCCCACAGAGAAUGCCAUAUCGGCCGUAACGAAGAUACUGAAAUACAACAAAUCUGCUCUGCCCAAUGUCGAUGAAAUCAUAAAUGUUUGGUUCUCUUGGUUACCCGUCACCGAAGACAGUGAUGAAGCUCCUCAUAUCUAUGGUUAUUUGUGCGAAUUAAUACAGGCCAAUCAUCCAAUUAUUUUGGGUGCCAACAACUGUAAUCUACCACGUAUUGUUUCGAUUAUUGCUCAAGCAUUUGCCAACAAAGUGGUGGCUGCCAUCAGUGAUGUUGGUUCACGGAUGUUGGGUAUUGUCAAACAGGUUGAGUCCAAUCCCGAGGUCUUCCAGGCAUGUGCUAGCCAAUUAACACCAGAAAUGCAACAUGCCCUGCAAGAAGCCAUACGGGAAUUGGCUUUAGCUUCGGCCCAGGGUUAAACAAAACAAAAAAGUGAUGAAAACUAAACAAACACACAUUUUGCAUAACAGGAAAACACACCACAAUUCUCACCACACCCAGAAAUUUGCAAAACAAAAAAGAAAGAAAAAAAGGAAUUUGCUUUAUUUUGAAAAAAAAUGCAUUAUAUAAAAUAUAUAAAAAAGCAGACCACAAAAAAAACGAAAAAAAAAAUAUCUAUAAAAUAUAACGAGUAUAUAAAAUAUACUUAACCAAAAUAACCUAUCAAAACCAUACUAAAAACAAAACAAAUAUAUAUAAACAAAUAUAUAUUCUGAACAAUAUAUUCACCACCAGUCUAUUUCCCCCCACACCCAACCACUACCAAGAAAUUAAAGACACACUACAGCAGCAGCAGCGGCGUAUACAAACAAACAUAAACUCGCCUACACACACACCUCAACACAACUACUACUACUACUAUCUACAUAUACACAUAACAUAUACAUAUAUAUGAUUGAAUAAUUAAAAAUUAUCCACAUAUAAAUGCUACAACAAAGAGUUAGUUUAAAUAUUAAGAAAUGAAUUUUCGCUUUGCAUUGUUGUUCCCUUUGUAUCUUCUUUUUUUCUUUAAUUAUUUGGUAGCUGGCAAAUGAAUUCAGUUUUGACUGUGUUUUUUCUCGAUGGUAACAGAAAAACCUAACCUCUUAACAACAAAUCAAUGUGUAUUUAAAAAAAACAAACAAGAAAAAAAAUCAACAACAUUUUUUAGUCUUCUACUCUUUUUUGAUGAUUAUUUAAUAACUAUUUUAAAUAAAUUCCAUUUUUUAAAUGUAGAAAAGAAAAAUUUAGUAUUUUUCUACAACUCUUCUCAUAUGAGUGCAUAAAUUAUUAUUUUAGAUUUUUUCCUUAAUUUUUUGAUAAACGCAAAACAACAUUUAUAUAUUUUUAUUAAUUUAAACUUUAUUAUUUGUUGCGCUUACUUAGGUUUUCUUUUUGUGUAUUUGCAACAACAACAAAGUAUAUACGGAUUAUUGCUUUCUUUUAAACAUUGAAAUUACAUUUUUAUAAAUUUCUUUGAAAAUAAAUCAUGUGCAGCGCGUUAGGAUCUUUAAAAAAGAAAACUCAAUUGUAUGUUUUUUUGACUUUACAUUAUUAUUCAUUAUUGAUUAAUUAUUUUUUAAUUGUUUACAAACAAAACAAAAAAAAAGUCUUUUAAUGAGUCGAAAUACAAAAAAAAAGAUAUCAUAAAAAUUGCAAGUAACUUGAAAAUAUAUUUAAAAGAAAAACAACAACAACAACACUAUUAAAUAAUAAAAAUUACGAAAACAAAAAAAGAAA